UGAUUUUUUUCCCCUUAUUUAACUUGUCUUUUACAAAUUUUGCUUGCCUGUUUCAAUUACACAGAAACCAGCUUCAAACAAGAGCCCCAACGUAACACCAGCAAAAAGGAUAAUGCUUUCAGGGUUAACUGCAGGAAGUCAACUCCAGCCUAAAGUUUUAAGCUUUCAUUCGAGGCAAAUCACUGUUCAAAAUGGAGGAAAAUUGUUGGCCUUAAGAAUCAAGGCGUAUCCAAAGAAUAAAGUCAGAUGCAAAAUUGCAGAAUCGGACCAAGACUUCUCUUCAAUCAAGGGGUAUGAAAAGAAUCAUCCUUUAGUCAAAAUGUGUGGUAUUACAUCCGCUAGAGAUGCUGCUAUGGCAGCAGAAGCCGGCGCCAAUUUCAUUGGGAUGAUCCUUUGGCCUAAGUCCAAACGCUCCAUUUCGCUUUCAGUUGCAAAGGAAAUCUCAAAAGUCUCAAGGGAAUAUGGGGCCGAGCCUGUUGGUGUCUUUGUGGAUGAUGAUUUAGACACAAUUUUAAGAGCUUCCGAUGCAUCAAACAUUGAAUUCACGCAGCUUCAUGGAGAUCUUUCUCGGGCAGCUUUUCCAAAACUGGUGCAAGAAAACAGAAUUAUAUACGUCCUUCAUGCAAAUGAAGAUGGAGGCCUUCAAAACCAGAUUCCCGAAGAAGACUGUUCUUUAGUAGACUGGGUUCUUGUGGAUAGUGCUAAAGGUGGCAGUGGCAAAGGAUUUAAUUGGGCUCAGUUUAAGUUACCUUCAAUCAAAAGCAAACAUGGUUGGCUUUUGGCGGGGGGAAUCAAUCCUAAUAACGUUAGUGAGGCCAUUAAUACUCUCAAACCUCAUGGAGUUGAUGUAAGUAGUGGUAUUUGCGCCCCGGAUGGUAUUCAGAAGGAUCGAUCACGGAUUUUUUCUUUCAUGAAUGCAGUCCGUUCUGCACCAUGUUGAUCGAUCCGAGAAGCGAAGAUUAUCCAUCUGUCAAUGGUAACUGAACUGCCCAUUCAUUGUUUAAUUUUCUUCGGUAUAAUUAAGGUAUUCUUCCGGUUCAUGAAGACUAAUUCUUCCGAGAAUCUAUGGCUGUCCCUUCCAACAACAAUGCUUAAAUUCUAUGAUUCAUUGUUUUCGAGAUGUCUAUGAUUCUUAUGAUGAGUUCUAUGGCUAAUUCUAAUGUGGCACAGAUUAGAAGGGUGUUGUGGAUUACAACUGCCUAUUUGCUCCUAUUGCGAAUGACUAUUUGCAUCA
Gossypium raimondii (Peruvian cotton) is the source of this 1234-nucleotide messenger RNA. RefSeq names its product N-(5'-phosphoribosyl)anthranilate isomerase 1, chloroplastic. The coding region runs from base 113 to 940 and encodes 275 amino acids. Gene Ontology annotation, biological process: L-tryptophan biosynthetic process. Gene Ontology annotation, molecular function: phosphoribosylanthranilate isomerase activity. NCBI's taxonomy places the organism in Eukaryota, Viridiplantae, Streptophyta, Magnoliopsida, Malvales, Malvaceae. The transcript has 5 exons. The record is from RefSeq and is a predicted model, not a curated record.